AUGAGUGUCUGUGGUAUGAGAGACUUAAUGAGCUCUAGAUGUAUGUAUACAUGGAACAAUAAGCAGCAAGAAGCAUCUAGGGUAUUUUGCAAGCUAGACAGAGCCAUGGUGAAUGAUUCCUGGUUGGAUGUUUACCCUAGUGUUAUGGCAUACUUCAUGCCUGAAGGGAUAUUUGAUCACACUCCAAUUGUGAUAAAUGUAUACCCUAGUAUUGAACCAGGUAAACAACCAUUUAGAUACUUCACUAUGUGGAGUGGUGAUGAAAAGUUUGAAAGAUUUAUAGUUGAAUGCUGGGCAACACAGGUGAGUGGAAGUAAAAUGUACCAGGUGACUAGUAGAUUGAAAAAAAUCAAGCAAGGCCUAAAAAACCUGAAUGCAGAAGGCUUCUCAGAUUUACAAGCUUCAGAUAUCUGGGCCCUGAAAUCAUUACUUCAGUGUCAGGAGAGACUUCAAGCUCAACCCAUGAAUAUGGAGUACAUAAGGGCUAAAAGUGAGGCAGGGAUCCAGUAUAACUUAGUUCACAAGCAGUAUUUGUCAUUCUUGGCACAGAAAUCUAAGAUGAGAUGGUGCAAGGAAGGUGAUGAGAACAUAAAGCUAUUCCAUCAAUCUAUCAGAGCAAGGAGGUUGCAGAACACUGUUUAUGCUAUACAUGAUGAUCAAGGCAAUUGGAAUGAGAACUUGGAGGAGGUCAACACAGCUUUCUUGAAUUACUAUAAAAAGCUCCUAGGGUCAGAGUUACCUAAUAGAGUUCCUGUAAAGGAGAUUGUCAUUAAUAAGGGACCAGUGCUGAGUGAAGAUCACGGGGUGUUUCUAAAUAGACCAUACAUAGCUGAGGAGGUUAAAAGUGCACUCUUCUCAAUACUAGGGGACAAAGCCCCAGGUUCUGAUGGCUUUGGGGGCUAUUUCUUCAGGGAUGCUUGGAGUAUUGUAGGGGAGGAUGUAACUGUAGCUGUUCUGGCUUUCUUUAAUUCAGGUUAG
Messenger RNA from Beta vulgaris subsp. vulgaris (sugar beet), 978 nucleotides. RefSeq lists its product as uncharacterized. Lineage: Eukaryota; Viridiplantae; Streptophyta; Magnoliopsida; Caryophyllales; Amaranthaceae. Bases 1 to 978 code for a protein of 325 amino acids. The record is from RefSeq and is a predicted model, not a curated record. The transcript has a single exon.